Messenger RNA from Hyposmocoma kahamanoa, 5241 nucleotides. It is a transcript of the gene Sulf1, whose product is annotated as extracellular sulfatase SULF-1 homolog. NCBI's taxonomy places the organism in Eukaryota, Metazoa, Arthropoda, Insecta, Lepidoptera, Cosmopterigidae. The record is from RefSeq and is a predicted model, not a curated record. Gene Ontology annotation, molecular function: N-acetylglucosamine-6-sulfatase activity; glycosaminoglycan binding. The transcript has 17 exons. The coding region runs from base 443 to 4654 and encodes 1403 amino acids.
UCUCGUGGCGGCUCUUGCAGUGGCCGACCGUUAGCGCAUAGUGUUCUGUACAACUUCAAACGUCAGAAACUUUACGUAGUUCGAAUAACCACCCGCAUUUACCGGCUAGAACAGUAAAUAUCACUCCGUGUGUUUAGUUUAGUGGCUUGUUUGUUGAAUGCUUAGUUGUAUUAAGUGCUUUGUUUAAUCUUAUCCAGUUUCUAAAGCUCGUAUUUUCGGUUUUGUGGAAAGCACUGGCAUCGAGUGCAUGUGAGUGGAAGAUCCUGUUGCACUUUUAAUAACGGCGGUGGAACAAAAUGGCGCGUCGUACGAAGAACCGCUGCCGGAUGCUGGAAUCGAUAACCACUUGAAAUCAGUUCAGCUUCACUUAGAGUAAGCACAACUAAUCCAACUUCUAAGAAGUUAAACUGUGAUAGAAAAAAACUAUUUAUUAACAACCAAUAUGAAUCUGAAGAUUAUAUCUUUACUACUAACGUGGAAUUGCAUUCUCAUAUCGGCAAAAAGAGAUUCUUUCGAAGACGAAGAGGCUGCAAGAGCAAGAGAGCUGCGGAACCGGGAAAACAACCGCAACCGGACUACAUUUAACGGAACUCUCACUGAUCUUCCGGAAAGAAGAAAUUUAAGGCAUCGGAAUAGUUCAAGAUUCCGUGGUGAUAGGCGUAGACUUUGGGAACGCGAUCAUGAGAUAAGACGAGAUAGGCGAAGAGGCACUGAGUCUUCUGAAGACUACCAAACUAAUAGAACUGAACCGUACAGCUUGAAGAAAGAUGAAAAGCUUCGUAAGUCAGAGAAACAUUGGAAUAGAAGUAAUGCAGAAAAAUUCUCAUCUGAGAAGAGGAAGCCUAUAAAUCAAAGCAAAGUGGUUGACAGAUUUCACCCAGUGCCUGUCAGGGAGAAUUCGACAAGGCCAAAAGUGAGGCCUCCGAACAAAUGGCAGACUGAGAAGUUCAUUCCAUAUCCUCAGCAGAGGGAGAGGAAGCCAAACAUUAUACUGAUUCUGACUGACGAUCAAGAUGUGGAAUUGGGAAGCUUAAAUUUUAUGCCGCGAACAAUGAAAGCGAUUCGCAGCGCUGGGGCGGAGUUCCGGCAUGCUUACACAACAACGCCGAUGUGCUGUCCUUCUAGGAGUUCCCUUUUAACGGGCACAUACGUCCAUAAUCACAAUGUCUACACGAACAACGACAAUUGCUCUUCACCAAUGUGGCAGGCUAAAUAUGAGACAAAUACCUUUGCCACCUAUCUCUCCAACGCUGGUUACAGGACAGGCUACUUCGGCAAGUAUCUGAACAAGUAUAACGGGUCGUACAUCCCCCCCGGAUGGAGGGAAUGGGGAGGUCUGAUCAUGAACUCCAAAUAUUACAAUUACAGCAUUAACAUGAACGGGAAGCGGAUCAAACAUGGCGAUGAUUAUCAUCGGGAUUACUACCCAGAUCUCAUAGCCAACGACUCAAUAGCAUUCCUGCGAGCUUCAAAGAGACGUUUCUCCAGGAAACCAGUUCUGCUGGUGAUGUCGUUCCCUGCUCCGCACGGCCCCGAAGACUCCGCCCCGCAGUUCUCACAUCUCUUCUUUAAUGUUACCACGCAUCACACUCCCACAUACGAUAUGGCUCCGAACCCUGACAAACAGUGGAUCCUGCGCGUGACCGAGAAGAUGAAGCCCAUUCAUCGCCAGUUCACCGACCUGCUCAUGACCAAGAGGCUUCAGACGCUACAAAGCGUUGAUAUGGCUGUAGAACGAGUGUACCAAGAGCUGAAAGCUCUAGGAGAAUUGGACAAUACGUAUCUCGUUUACACUUCGGACCACGGCUAUCAUCUCGGACAGUUCGGACUUGUUAAGGGCAAAAGCUUUCCUUUUGAAUUCGACAUUAGGGUGCCUUUCCUUGUGCGUGGACCUGGAGUCGAACCGGGCACUGUUGUGGACGACAUAGUGUUAAAUAUCGACCUGGCACCAACGUUCCUGGAUAUGGGCGGCGUGGAGUCACCACCACAUAUGGAUGGGCGAUCAUUGCUACCGUUGCUGCAACCCAGGAGACGGCGCCAGGCAGCUGCUCGUUGGCCUGAUACCUUCCUCGUAGAGAGUUCGGGCCGGCGUGAGACGCAAGCGCAUCUAUUAUUGAAAUACAAUCGCGACAUGUACCAGCCCACUACCACGCACUCACACGAAAUCUCCUCUGAAAGUGGAGACUUCGAGGAGGACGGUGACGAUGAUGACUUUCUGGAGGAUGACGAGGAUGAUGAUGAUGACGAAAGCACGGAAGACACGAGUGAGUCGGCGAAAGCAGAGCCGUUGUUGUCAAAUGAGAGCCACAAUCCAGUGUUGGAAGAAAGUUUGGAGAAGGCAUUAGACGCUGAAGAUAGUGCUAUUAACCAUCAAGCUAACUUUCUCACUCCUGCAGAAGCAAGUAUUGCGAGUGGUAAAGCAGCGAGACUGGCUGUGGAAUGUUCAAAGGCAGAGUUGCAGGCGCCCUGCACGGCUGGCCGCAAGUGGAAGUGCGUACUUGUUAACGGCCGGUGGCGACGCCACAAGUGUAAAUAUGAGUCCGAAAUCAACGUACCUCAACCAAAGAUGAGUACAAAGAAAUGCGCCUGUUUCACACCAAGUGGACUUGUCUACACCCGACUGGAAACCGAUGGCACCAUAGCUCGAAGACCUAGUGAUCAAAAAAACAACAACAACAGAACUCGAAGGUCUAUCGACAAUGACGUUUAUGAACCUAACACAGUUGAAAGCAUACUUAAAGAAAACCCUAGUAUUGGGCAUUUAAGUUUCAAAAAUGAUGAACGAGAAUAUAAAAUCACAAAGGAUAAGAUAGACCAACUAAUAGAACAAACAGAAGCUUUUCUUGAAGCUUACGAACGUACCAAAGAAAAUAUAGAGCAUAAGAGAACUAAGAGAAGGGCACAACACGCACAGUUUUCGAAUCAUAAUAAACACAAGCGCCGAAAUGAAGCUGUAACGAACAACGACGAAUCGUCCCUUGAAUGUAAGAUAGACAAAGAUGGCCAAGUGAACUGCUCGCAAGUUAUUUACAACGAUCUGAAAGCAUGGCACACAAACAGACUUAGUUUGGAAGAUCAAAUUCGUCAAUUAAGAACGAAACUUGAAGAUUUGAAAGAAAUAAAAAGGCAUUUGAAAACAACUAAACCUCUUAUUGAAAAUAACCAAACACAGACAGUUCACACUAUUCAUAUGAACAAUCACCUAUACAAUAAGAGUUUACUACACGAACACAGUUCUAAAGAACAUUUAAGAAGAGGAAGGCUCCACCGAUCAAAACCGAAACACAGAAACAACACUUCAUUUGAUAAGAAGUUUAGACAGUCCAAUGAAUAUGUCAUACCUACUGUAAAUGUUAAUACGAAUACCAAAGACGAUGUAUUCGAUGUUCAGCUGAAAAACGACACUGUGACUGAAACAAUAAUACGAGCUACUUUUAAAGUAACCACUGAAGAGAGUACAAUCAACGAUUCUAUACCAAUUCUAGGUGAAUUGCCAAAGCCUCAGGUUACAACAGUAAUAAUUGAAAAUAGUAACUACUACAACCACAAUCCAAAAGAUGAUAAAAUCAUAGUACAAAAUACUACAACAACAGAUGAUAUUCCAACAACAGAAUUCGCUAAACUCUUUGAAAUGGUUAACAAGAAGCAGGCAACAGAUGAAGUGGUUGAUAAAGAAUCUCCGGUUGAUUUUUCUCAAACUUUAAAUUAUUUCAACUCUGCAAUAGACAAGGUCUUAUCUACAGAAAAAUCUACCGACAAAAUUAUGACUACUAGUUAUUCACAAACACUUGCGUCUACUACUCUCACAUCAAGCACACAUAGACCUUCAACUGUAGAGGCUACGACUAAUCCAAACUUAGGACCGGCGAGACUUGACGCUUCGGAAUAUGAGAAAAGAAAUCCAAACAGAAACGGUAGCAAUAAUAUGGGAAUAUUUAGUAACCCUGGUGAUUUGUUUCAAAAGAGACUCCAUCCAUUAUUCAUUGAAAAUGAGGAUAAACAUGUUUGCUACUGCGAAGAAACGAGGAAGAAUAGAGGCCCUGGUCACAGUUACCUCGAAGCGGCACAGAAAGCUAAAGAAGAGCGCAGGAAACUCAAAGAACAAAGGCUUCGAAAGAAAAUGAGGAAAGCUAAAAAAAAGGCGGAACUGGAAAGACUGUGUGAAUCAGAGCGAAUGAACUGUUUCCGUCAUGACAACGAGCAUUGGCGUACUGCACCUCUCUGGACUGCUGGACCAUUCUGCUUCUGUAUGAGUGCCUCUAACAACACAUACAACUGCGUCAGGACAAUAAACGCUACUCAUAAUUUGCUGUACUGCGAGUUUGUUACUGGCCUCACAACUUAUUACAACUUGAGGAUUGAUCCCUUUGAAACACAGAACCGUGUCAAAUACUUGACCACAGCAGAGAAAGAAUAUUUCCACAAUCAGUUGCAGCAGUUGCUAAGUUGCCGUGGUCCGUCAUGCCGAAGAUUUUCGCAUUCUAAUCCUAAUGGUAGUGGUGAGGAGGUAACAAAUAGGCGCUUCGAAGACGAUCACAUGCUUAGAGGCGAAAAUGUUGGAUAUAAUGAACGGGCAUGGCGAUCGAGCGGUUAUGGUCGUCGAUAUGCACGAGCUCGAGAGCUACACCGGCGGCGGCACAUGACCGUAUUCUAGUCAACUUCACUUUUUUCACUGGAAAUGACAAAGGCAGACGACUCUGCUCCUUUCAGAUCACUAGACAAGGCCAGAGUUGCAUACAAGUCAACAGUACUCCCAGAGUAUCUUGUCUGAAAUACUGAUUUAAUAUCAAUUUAUGAUUAUUCAUAGAUAUGUAAGAUAAGUAAUUAAAACAUUGAACAUGUAGGGCUUCCUGUAAUCUUUUCAGUGAAUUCUUUGUAGGUUUAAUGUAUCGCUUUUAUUGCAAGGUGAAAUAACUAUAACACUUUUUAGGUGGUCUAACUUACCAACAACUGUGAAAUGUUUACUUUAGAAAUUAACACUGACUGCCUACAUUCAAAAAUAUAUUCAGAUACACUUUAUCUCAUAACUAUUUUCAUUUUCCGAAAUACAAUUUUUCACCUUGUCUAUAUACUUGAUGUAUGUAUUGUCUUCACUAUGAUACAGCUUUACAUUCUGCAUUCUAUAAUUAUGUAUUAGUUUUAAUGGAUAUGUAAUUAUCUUAUUAUAUUGUAUGAAAUUUUAUGAGAUCAAUGUAACCAGCAGUUUCUAGAUGUAUGAGUAUUAUGAAUGAUAUUAUUAAA